Nycticebus coucang (slow loris) is the source of this 1288-nucleotide messenger RNA. RefSeq names its product boule homolog, RNA binding protein (gene BOLL). The record is from RefSeq and is a predicted model, not a curated record. Gene Ontology annotation, molecular function: RNA binding; protein binding. The coding region runs from base 1 to 981 and encodes 326 amino acids. NCBI's taxonomy places the organism in Eukaryota, Metazoa, Chordata, Mammalia, Primates, Lorisidae. The transcript has 12 exons.
AUGACCAGAGAGAACCCGAGGAAGUUGUCGCCGCAGCCAUUUCCCCAAACAUCUCAACUAGCUGGCCUCGGAGGGGAAGGAGCGCCGAGGCGGCUGAAAAUGGUGAACAUGAAUCAAACAUCAAAUCAGACGCAAACAGAUUCCUUAUCUCCAUCCCCUAAUCCUGUGUCACCUGUGCCUUUGAAUAACCCAACAAGUGCCCCAAGAUAUGGAACAGUGAUCCCUAAUCGCAUCUUUGUAGGAGGAAUUGACUUUAAGACAAAUGAAAAUGAUUUAAGAAAAUUCUUUUCCCAGUAUGGGUCUGUAAAAGAAGUGAAGAUCGUAAAUGACAGAGCUGGAGUGUCUAAAGGGUAUGGUUUCGUCACUUUUGAAACGCAAGAAGAUGCACAAAAAAUUUUACAAGAGGCUGAGAAACUUAAUUAUAAGGAUAAGAAACUGAACAUUGGUCCAGCAAUAAGAAAACAACAAGUAGGGAUCCCUCGUUCUAGUAUAAUGCCAGCAGCUGGAACAAUGUAUUUAACAACUUCAACUGGAUACCCUUAUACUUACCAUAAUGGUGUUGCUUAUUUUCAUACUCCAGAGGUAACUUCUGUCCCACCACCUUGGCCUUCACGUUCUAUAUCUAGCUCCCCUGUGAUGGUAGCUCAGCCUGUUUAUCAACAACCUGCAUAUCACUACCAGGCCCCUGCACAGUGUCUACCAGGACAGUGGCAGUGGGGUGUUCCUCAGUCUCCUGCCUCUUCUGCGCCAUUCUUAUACCUGCAACCUUCUGAAGUUAUUUAUCAACCAGUGGAAAUUGCACAAGAUGGUGGAUGUGUUCCUCCUCCACUGUCUCUGAUGGAAGCUUCAGUUCCAGAGCCUUAUUCUGAUCAUGGAGUUCAAGCAACAUAUCACCAGGUUUAUGCUCCAAGUGCCAUUGCUAUGCCUGCACCUGUGAUGCAGCCUGAGCCAAUUAAAACAGUGUGGAGCAUUCAUUAUUAAGACACUGGGCAGCUCUAGUCCAACUCAACAGAUAUAUUGUCCAAUGAUCCUUGUGUGGCCGAGAUCCAGCUUCAAUGAAUCGGCUAGAAGCUGCCCGUUGUGAAACUUAGGGUUAGUUAAUACCUCACCAUACUUACUUAUUCCACUAUAAGCUGUCUAAAUUUGAUGAAAUUUGCUUUUUCAGCUGUUCUACAGAAUUAUUUAGAUAGAUGUGACAUGUUGGGAUUUUUAUGUGUUUUAUCUAACUGUAGUGACCUUUUCUACAUGUUUUAUCCAUUCUAUAAAUAAUAACCACAUUGGGAAUAGU